CCGUUCAUCAAGCAUCAGCCCGUGCCGAGGUCCCAGUGAAAGUGGAAAGAAACAAACAAACAGCUUUAAAAAUGUUUACGAAGGUGUCCAUCGUUGCUGUCUGCAGUCUGCUAGCCGUAGCGUCCGCUAAGCCACAUGUCCUUACACCCGUUGGUCCUGCCGUCGUUACAGCCCAAAGCUCGCAAGUGUUCGCCCGUACCUACAACGGCUUUGUGCCCUUCGCAGUACCGGCACCCAUCCCGGCGCCAGUCCCAGCGCCAGCCUACCAUUUCGUUCUACCCGCAGCACCGCCAGCGCCCGUGUUCUACCCGCAGCCGGUCGUUUACAAUCCUCCAGCGGCCAUCCCAGUUCCGGUGCCGGUUCCAGCCGUACCCGCCGUACCAGCGGUAGUAGCUGCCGCACCCGCCGCCAAGCUUGUAGCUGCCGCUCCGGUGGCGAAGGUUGCUAAGCUGGUGCGACCGUUCCAUGCUACGAUCCGCUACCGAUCGGUCGUUGCCUAAUCGGGCGCGGUGGACGUGUGUGAUUGCUGCUGGUGGCGGCCCCCAAAUGGCAAAACAUGUGAUUAAGUAGUGCUUAAGCUAAUCAGUGACAUAGAGACUGCAAUCGAAUGGCACUACCUCCUUCGCCGAAGCUGGUGUGCAGGCAGGGCGGCGAUGUACGCUUUUGCUCCAAUAAAUGUACGGUCAAUCUUUGUAUCCCGUGUGAA
Molecule: messenger RNA, 706 nt
Organism: Anopheles merus
Lineage: Eukaryota; Metazoa; Arthropoda; Insecta; Diptera; Culicidae
Product: cyclin-dependent kinase inhibitor 1C-like
Exons: 2
Coding region: 72-500 (142 amino acids)
Source: RefSeq, a predicted model, not a curated record